This is a messenger RNA of Melanotaenia boesemani (Boeseman's rainbowfish), 1888 nucleotides long. RefSeq names its product neurogenic differentiation factor 2-like. The record is from RefSeq and is a predicted model, not a curated record. NCBI's taxonomy places the organism in Eukaryota, Metazoa, Chordata, Actinopteri, Atheriniformes, Melanotaeniidae. Gene Ontology annotation, molecular function: protein dimerization activity.
CCCCGUCCCCGGUAGCUCACGGUUGCCAUACGCGCACUUACACACACACACAUACAUACAUACAUAUACACACACACACACGUUCUUACAUGUUCACUUACUCCCUUGGACAUAUACACACAGACACGCCAAGACGGCCCAGGCUGCAGUUAUUCGAGUGCGCGUGCCGGGAGAGACGAAGAAGCACUGAAGGAGCCCAGCAGCAGCGAAGACAACCACGCGCAUCCUGCACCUGUACGCUGACAGAGAGCAGUGCUGAGCUCGCCCGUGCGUCGCAAGAUGGUUUGAAAGUAAAGCGCGUUGGGUUUUCUUCUUUUCCGCCUCCUAACCACUGCGAAGAGCGCGAGCCGAGAACAAUAAUGUUGACGAGGCUUUUCAGUGACCCUUCGCUGCUUCCAGAGGUACAAAAAUAUUCUGCCUGGGCGGAAGACAGCGACAGCGACGACAACAAGAUCAAAGAUGAGGACCAGGACACCCAGGACGACAUGGAGUCCUCAGAUCUGAGAGGAGGCAGUCGGACGCACUCCGAACACGCAGGUGAAGACGAUGAGGAGGACGAGGUGGAGGAAGAGGAUGAUGGGGAGGAUACGGAGGGGGAGAGGCCUAAGAAAAGGGGCCCUAAGAAGCGCAAAAUGACCCAAGCCCGGAUUGAGCGCUCCAGGAUGCGGCGGAUAAAAGCCAACGCUAGAGAGCGAACCCGCAUGCACGACCUGAACUCUGCGCUAGACAAUCUGCGUAAAGUGGUGCCCUGCUACUCUAAAACGCAAAAACUUUCGAAAAUCGAGACGCUGCGGCUGGCCAAAAACUAUAUUUGGGCCUUGUCGGAGAUACUGCGCUCUGGGAAAAGGCCCGACCUUGUGUCCUACGUCCAGACUUUGUGCAAGGGACUCUCCCAACCCACGACCAACCUGGUGGCCGGAUGUUUGCAGCUGAACUCCCGCAACUUCCUCACUGAGCAACAGUGUCAGGAAGGGGGCAGGUAUGGCUCUGGCUCCUUCUCCAUGCAUUCUUACCCAUACCAGUGCGCGCGCCUGUCCAGCCCCCACUGCCAGCCGGGCUCGAACUCGCAUCCACUGAGGACGCACGGUUACUGCUCGACUUACGACUCACUGUACGGUGGGAGCGGAUCCCCUGAGUAUAAUAGCCCUGAGUAUGAAGGGCCUCUCAGUCCACCCCUGUGCAUCAAUGGCAAUUUUUCCCUGAAGCACCAAGGCUCCGCGUCCCCCGACAACGAGAAAGGAUACCACUACUCUAUGCAUUACUCCGGCCUGCCUGGCUCCAGAUCCACCGGGACUCACAACCUGGUGUUUGGCUCUUCAGGGACCCGGAGCGGCAUUCACUCUGAAAACGUCCUGCCUUACCAUGACAUGCACUUACACCACGACCGGGCCCCCGUGUAUGAUGAACUGAAUGCGUUUUUUCACAAUUAAGAGAGACCCACAUCGCGCGUCCCCUUGCUAACAACAAUCUCUCCAUGGCACACUUUUGGACAAGCCUACCAGCCAGGAAUUCUGGAAAAAAAAUCUCUCAGUCAUUGUCACAAGUGUUUUUGUGUUUUGUUUUUUUUCUUCUUCUUAUCUGUUCAGUUUUGAAAUAUGUUUUGCUUUAGUCAGGGAUGUAGUGGAUGGUACUACAUUAUACCCAUAAUCUUUUUUUGCGCAAUAAAAACAAACCAUCAUCUGAGUGUGGUAUAAAUCUCUUGGGGAUUUGAUAGACAAAUCAUAUCAUGACCUAUGAGGACAAAGGGAUUUGAAAUUGUUGAUAUUGUCAUGUGUGAUUUGUGUUUGUAUUGGUGGUUGUCUGCAUUUGGAAGUUUCACCAGUUCAGUUCCCACUACAUCACUGGCUACAGCCUUAUCUUGACAUUGAUGGUGAUUUUCUGGAGAAAU